AUGGCGCCCAAAACCGGAGAGGAGGAUAAAUACAUCCUGAAGGAAAUGCGUGCCAUCAUUCCAAGUCUGAUUGUUGCUCUAAAACACCUCAUCAAGGCAGAUCAGGAACAAGCCAGCGAAGCCAUGGAGGUGUUAAUUGAGCUCAUGGAGAUCGAAGUGUCCAUCAUAGUCCCCCACAUUGCAGACAUUGUCCGCUUCUGCCUGGAGGUGGGCAGUGACACGGCACUAAGCGACUCUCUGCGAGUGAAAGCGCUCUCUUGCAUCACCUUCCUCAUCAAGCUGAAAAGCAACUCGGUGCUGAAACUGAAGCUGCUGGGUCCCAUCCUCCAGAGCAUUUUUCCCAUUCUGACUGCAGCGCCCCCAACUGGCGAGCAGGACCCCGAGGAUGAAGAGGAUGAUUGUGGUGACCCCACCGACAGUGAUAACCCCAAACACAGCGCUGCUCAGAUGAUCGACACUAUGGCCCUCCAUAUGCCUCCGGAGAAACUGUUUCACCACCUUGUCCCCCUUACGCAGGCCUGCCUUACCAGUGAGAACCCUUACCAAAAGAAGGGUGGUCUCAUGUGUCUUGCCGUGCUAGCUGAGGGAUGUGCAGACUACAUACGCUCCAAGAUGCUGCCAUCACUGCUGCAGACCGUCUGCCAGAGUCUCUCAGACAGCAACAGGGUGGUGCGCAGCGCUGCCCUUUUUGCUCUUGGUCAAUUCUCUGAAUAUUUACAGCCUGAAGUAAGUAAGUAUUGUGCAGAGUUGAUGCCUCUGCUGCUGGGAUACCUCUCCUCCCUGAGCGAGGCCAAGAUCGGCCAUAUCACUAAAGUGUUUUAUGCCCUGGAAAACUUCAUGGAGAACCUGGGAUCUGAUAUUGAGCCGUAUCUUUCCACCUUGAUGGAGACCAUGUUGUCUGCCCUCAACAAUAUGGAAAACCUGAAAAUAAAAGAGCUGGCUGUGUCUGCUAUAGGAGCUAUAGCGAAUGCAGCCAAGGAGUUGCUGGUGCCUUAUUUCCCUCCAUUGAUUGAAAGUCUGAAUGGUUUCCUCACUGCCACCACAGAGGAGAUGAGGCCUCUGCAAAAUCAGUCCCUUGAUACUCUGGCUGUACUGGCCCGCACUAUGGGCAAAGACGUGUUCGGUCCUCUUGCUGCAGAAUGCAUUCAGCUCGGCCUCAAGCUCACUGAUGCCAUUGAUGAUCCUGACCUGAGACGAUGCACGUAUGGUCUUUAUUCGGCUGUGUCCACAGUCAGCCCUGAAAGCCUGACCCCCCACCUCACUGCCAUAACCACUGUGAUGCAGCUCGCCCUGAAGUCCAAUGAAGGAAUCAUGGCGCACCUUGAAGAGGACAAAACAUUCGUCCUGCUUGAUGAUGAUGAUGAUGAGGACAAAGGCGUUGGCGAAGGAGGAAAAACUGAAGAGGACUUUUUGGAAGAUGAACCUGAGACAGACAUCCAUGACUUUGCAGGGUUCAGUGUGGAGAACGCCUACAUUGAUGAGAAGGAGGAUGCCUGCGACGCCAUGGGAGAGAUCGCCUUAAGCACAGGCGCUGCCUUCCAGCCGUUCCUGGAGUCCAGCUUCCAGCAGGUUUUUGAGAUGAGAGAUUUUCCUCAUGAGGACGUCCGCCGGGCAGCGCUGGGAGCUCUGGGUCAGUUCUGCCGCGCUCAGCACAAAGUGUGGACCGAGAAUCCCACUGAGGCCAACCACCAGGCCCUGUUGAAGUUGCUGGACGUGGUGGUACCGUGCUUUGUGGACACGGUGCUGGCGGACCGGGAGCGGCUGGUUGUAAUGGCCGUCCUGGAGACCAUGAGCAGUGUGAUCAAGUCCUGUAAGGAGGAGGUUUUCAGAAACCCUUCACACCUGACAAAGAUCAGCCACCUCAUACGUGAUGUGCUGAAGAAAAAGACGACUUGCCAAGGCAGUGGCAACGAUGAAGCUGACGAUGAAGACGAGCAGGCAGAGUAUGACGCUAUGCUCCAGGAGUUUGCAGGAGAAGUGAUUCCCUUGGUGACCUCUAGUGUUCCUGCAGACAAGUUUGCACCUUACCUUAAUGAUCUGCUGCCUCUCAUCAUGAGCAAAGCUGUAAGUCUGUAA
This is a messenger RNA of Girardinichthys multiradiatus, 2076 nucleotides long. Its product is annotated as importin-4-like. The transcript is spliced from 20 exons. Gene Ontology annotation, molecular function: nuclear import signal receptor activity. Lineage: Eukaryota; Metazoa; Chordata; Actinopteri; Cyprinodontiformes; Goodeidae. Gene Ontology annotation, biological process: protein import into nucleus. Gene Ontology annotation, cellular component: nucleus; cytoplasm. Bases 1 to 2076 code for a protein of 691 amino acids. The record is from RefSeq and is a predicted model, not a curated record.